UGGCAGGAUAAAAUCCAAGAGGUUUUUCAAAAAACAUCAUUACUCUGUCAGACUCUGCUCGUGAGGUCACCUACCAAAGAAAACAUGUGGAAGGGUAUAGUCUUAAUUGCCUUAGUGGCAUCAGUGAAGUGCAAUCCGGUAAAAGAAAAUGGUAUCGCUGAAAAUUUCGUGGGUGCAGUCUCUGAGUGUAUUGAUAGAGAUACAUCAUUGUGUUUGAAGGAAAAAGCGCUCAAAUUUGCCGAGCGAUUAGCUAUCACAAAAGAUGUUAACCUCUUUGAAGGUAUUAGCCUCAUCAAUACUGGAUCAGCACGGUCUGCACGCAGCUACGAACCUUUAGCUGAGGAUCCGAAGACCAGGGAAUUUCAGCUGGAAGAGCGGAUUGCCAAUAAUGUUGGGGAUUUCUUUGACAGUCACGUACUGCAGUUACGACUGACUGAGCCUGAUAAUGAAUCUAGGGAUUUGGAUGAUGAAGCUCGUGGCAAAAAGAAGAAGAAGAUCAAGCAACUCCUACCUCUCCUCCUUCUCUUGAAAGUGAAGUUAGCCGCCCUGGUACCAAUUUUCUUAGGAAUCAUCGCCUUCGUUGCUGUUAAGGCCGUGUUCCUUGGAAAGAUUGCAUUCGCCAUGAACGCUUUUAACCUCAUCAGAAAGUUGCUGUCAAAGAAUCACUCAUCAGGAUCCACGAUCAGUAUCACCCCUCAUCAUCAUGAAGAGCACCCUGGGUACAACUACGAGCCAGCCCAGGGAUGGAGUAGGCAAGCAAGCGAUGCCCAGUCAAUGGCUUAUGCUGGUCAAUAA
Molecule: messenger RNA, 795 nt
Organism: Achroia grisella
Lineage: Eukaryota; Metazoa; Arthropoda; Insecta; Lepidoptera; Pyralidae
Exons: 3
Coding region: 85-795 (236 amino acids)
Source: RefSeq, a predicted model, not a curated record